AGUAAGGUCUAUUAAAUGAAUGAAAAAUCGACAAGAUAUACAUACAUUUUACGUUUACGAGUAAAUGUUGCAAUAUAAAAGCAGUCGUAAUCAGAAACAUGUUCUUCAACUUUAAAUCAACGAAAACAAUGUGUAUACAUUCUUCUACUCUUAAACUAUCUGUUUUAAAUUGUAAUGGGUUCCAUGUUUACAUAUGCUUAUCAGUAGAAGUAAGUUACUGUUUUCUUUUUUUUCCUGAAAGUUGGAGACUUAAAAUACUUCUUAAUUGGGAAAUAAGACAAAAUGAAUCAUUUACUGGCAUCAUUAAAAUUGUUAUUUCCUUUGACCUCAAACAGUGAGAUCCUUCGAGAGUAGUUUAUGUUGAAAGUAUUUACGUCAUGCCGUACAAAGAACUGCACAAAGGAGGUAUUUAUAACCACAAUUUAGAUGAAACUCCGUCAAAGUAAUCAUUAAGGUUUCAUUAACAAAAAAGAAUUUCCCAACAGUCAGUUGUUUUGGUUAGUAGUGGUCAUUCCUGUAUGUUCGACGCUAAUUGGUACACAACAUACACAGUAUUCUCCUCUUUCAAUAUCAAAACAACAUAUCAUUAACGCCAAAUCACUGGACGCCUAGUGACUAAAUGAUCUGAAAACAUCUGAAUGAGAGAUGUGCCAUAACAGGGCAAUCUGUUUACGAGCUCUGCGUAAAUAAUCGCACUUUCGAAACCUCUGGGUCUGAUGGCGGAACAAAUGAAAUUGAAGGGCUGAUUCAAAACUGUGAUCUAAACCGUCCUCAACGUGUGGACCUCAUGCAGUGAUAAGAUGUGACCACGGUCCUGAGAAUUCCAUUUAAACACAAAAUAGACAAAGCAGCAAGGUCGACAUUCAGGACGACGUCUCUUCACGAGAUAACUGUGGGAAGGUAAUCUCUACCUAAUUAUCAAGAGGUGAUUGCCUCCAUUUGCAUCCCAGUUUUAUCAAAGAGAGGCUUUCCGAAAGUCAAAGGUGGAUAACUGCUAUAAAGUACUGAAAAAAGACAACAGUUGGUAAGAACCUUAAAAAAACCGUUGGUUUGCUCGGCGAGAUAAUGGAAGACGAUGAAUUUUUCGACACUGACUUGGAAGAGGAAAGCGACGAGCGGGUAAUCGAGAAAGGAGAGUUCGGAGUUCUUUCUCGAUCAAUUCAAGACAUUUACCUUGACGCGUGUAAGAACAAUAACAUUGUGCCUUCGUCCAAGUUUCUAAAACAGUGCUCCACCGAAAAAAAUAUCGAACUCAACCAUUACGGUCUGGGAGAUUCCGGCACACGAGCCAUAUGCACGGCUUUAGAAGGAUGCUCCAAUGUUACUACCUUAAAUCUCCAUGACAACGGAAUCUAUGAUAAAGGAAUAACCUACAUUGCUAAGAUGCUCAAGAGGAAUGUCUUCAUCAGCAAAGUCGAUUUGUCAGGCAACCAGAUAGGCAAGGAGGCUGCAGACGAACUCGGAGACAUGCUACUUCAGAACAACACUCUAAAAGAACUCAAUAUUAGCAAGUGCAACUUACAAGGGAAAACUGUUGCGGUGUUUUGCAAUUCUUUAAGGUUAGAUGCUCCUCUGACACACUUAAAUUUGUCUUACAACGACAUCGGCGACAGAGGAGCAACUUUCCUCGGUUCCGCUAUCAAGGUGAAUUCCAUUCUGGACAACUUGGACGUGAGCUGGAACAGCAUACGCGUGAAAGGCGCCCGUGCACUGGCCGAAGGUUUGAAAACAAAUACACGCCUUAGAGAGGUGAAUGUUGCUUGGAAUGGGCUUUUGGACGACGGCAUUGCAGCUAUUCAGGAAGCGCUGUCGUGCAACCAGACGCUCAAAGUUCUGGACAUCGGCAGUAACUGCAUCACCAACAAAGGUGUCGCAUCGAUUGCUAGAAUCCUGAAGACGAACAAAAGCUUGGAGGUUUUGAAGACUGGGCGGAAUCCAUUUCAAAGUUACGGCGCUUGUGUCCUGUUAAGAGCCAUUCAGAAGAACACAUCCAGUGCCUUAAGAGAGUUACAGCUAGAUGAUAUAGUCUUCGAUAAGGACUGUGCUCGUGAGCUCGAGAUUCUACUGGAAGGAAGGCCUUCCUUUACAUGCUCGUGGGAUAUCAGCAUUACAGGCGAGCGUCUAACAGAUCGGAAAAAGCGCCCUGAGAUCCUGGACGUGUACUUGGCUUUCGUGCGUACACAAGGACUGCGUCUGAUUGACCUGUUCAAAAUCCUGUCUAAAGACCGUGAUGGACUCAAGCUCAGCAAAGAGGACUUUGUAGGAGGAAUGAAGAAGUUAAACGCUCCGAUACACGAUGUCCAGUUGAGGGAGCUCUUCGACAAAAUGGACUCAAAGAGCAACGGUGUCAUCGCUUUUCAAGAGUUUGUCGUGUGGACGCGCGAGCGAUAUCAGCCGCAGAGCACAACAGUUGGUAAGAACCUUAAAAAAACCGUUGGUUUGCUCGGCGAGAUAAUGGAAGACGAUGAAUUUUUCGACACUGACUUGGAAGAGGAAAGCGACGAGCGGGUAAUCGAGAAAGGAGAGUUCGGAGUUCUUUCUCGAUCAAUUCAAGACAUUUACCUUGACGCGUGUAAGAACAAUAACAUUGUGCCUUCGUCCAAGUUUCUAAAACAGUGCUCCACCGAAAAAAAUAUCGAACUCAACCAUUACGGUCUGGGAGAUUCCGGCACACGAGCCAUAUGCACGGCUUUAGAAGGAUGCUCCAAUGUUACUACCUUAAAUCUCCAUGACAACGGAAUCUAUGAUAAAGGAAUAACCUACAUUGCUAAGAUGCUCAAGAGGAAUGUCUUCAUCAGCAAAGUCGAUUUGUCAGGCAACCAGAUAGGCAAGGAGGCUGCAGACGAACUCGGAGACAUGCUACUUCAGAACAACACUCUAAAAGAACUCAAUAUUAGCAAGUGCAACUUACAAGGGAAAACUGUUGCGGUGUUUUGCAAUUCUUUAAGGUUAGAUGCUCCUCUGACACACUUAAAUUUGUCUUACAACGACAUCGGCGACAGAGGAGCAACUUUCCUCGGUUCCGCUAUCAAGGUGAAUUCCAUUCUGGACAACUUGGACGUGAGCUGGAACAGCAUACGCGUGAAAGGCGCCCGUGCACUGGCCGAAGGUUUGAAAACAAAUACACGCCUUAGAGAGGUGAAUGUUGCUUGGAAUGGGCUUUUGGACGACGGCAUUGCAGCUAUUCAGGAAGCGCUGUCGUGCAACCAGACGCUCAAAGUUCUGGACAUCGGCAGUAACUGCAUCACCAACAAAGGUGUCGAAUCGAUUGCUAGAAUCCUGAAGACGAACAAAAGCUUGGAGGUUUUGAAGACUGGGCGGAAUCCAUUUCAAAGUUACGGCGCUUGUGUCCUGUUAAGAGCCAUUCAGAAGAACACAUCCAGUGCCUUAAGAGAGUUACAGCUAGAUGAUAUAGUCUUCGAUAAGGACUGUGCUCGUGAGCUCGAGAUUCUACUGGAAGGAAGGCCUUCCUUUACAUGCUCGUGGGAUAUCAGCAUUACAGGCGAGCGUCUAACAGAUCGGAAAAAGCGCCCUGAGAUCCUGGACGUGUACUUGGCUUUCGUGCGUACACAAGGACUGCGUCUGAUUGACCUGUUCAAAAUCCUGUCUAAAGACCGUGAUGGACUCAAGCUCAGCAAAGAGGACUUUGUAGGAGGAAUGAAGAAGUUAAACGCUCCGAUACACGAUGUCCAGUUGAGGGAGCUCUUCGACAAAAUGGACUCAAAGAGCAACGGUGUCAUCGCUUUUCAAGAGUUUGUCGUGUGGACGCGCGAGCGAUAUCAGCCGCAGAGCUUGACGGCUCAACAAUAAUCCGAGCACAGCAACGAAUGAACACAAAUAGAGCACAAAUAUCCUUGACUUGCUUAAUUUCCUAAUCUUUUUUUUUUUCCAUAUAUAAUACAUCUAUCUGAUGGCAUGUAUUAGCACUCAAAAAGAAUGCUUUUUUUCGCUCGGAUUUUUACUGAAAGUAAAAAGAAACUGUUUCUCUUUA
This is a messenger RNA of Orbicella faveolata, 3991 nucleotides long. RefSeq lists its product as uncharacterized. Gene Ontology annotation, molecular function: calcium ion binding; protein binding. NCBI's taxonomy places the organism in Eukaryota, Metazoa, Cnidaria, Anthozoa, Scleractinia, Merulinidae. The record is from RefSeq and is a predicted model, not a curated record.